GCUCGGCCGGAGCAAGUUCCGCGGUCGUCCGCCGACUCUUGGCGGCGCUGACGUGCGUUACGCUCUUACGACAAUUUUGUUUCUACUGUGAAAUCACCAGUGUUAUUUGUUUAUAUUUUAUAACAUAGCCAAUGGAUUGAACCACAUCGGUCACUGGAUCUGCCGUUAGCAGUGUUGUGUACUGUACGUGUUUGUGUGAAACCCGAAGCAAAUACUAUUGUGAAACGGGUCGGCCGUGUUCGUUUAUGUGCUGAAUGGUGAUUAAAAGUAAUUUACUUUGCUUUUACGGUGUUGAGGGUCGGUGCGUAUCGAUCGUAUAUUGAAAGACAAAGCGGUGGAUUGUUAUUGUGGCGUGGAGGAGGCCGGUGCAGUGAUAGGUGUGUCGAGCACGGAGCGCCGCCAGUCUCGUGCAAGGAUCGCUACCGGGAUGCCAGCGUGUCUAGUGAUAGUGCAUUGAGAUCGUGCCGUACCUAGCGUAGUGUUAGUGUAACUAUAGUGCAUCAAAGUGCUGAAUGGAUUGUGUCUCUUUUGGAUUGCCAUCGAGAGUCAUCGCUAGAUCAACUUGGGAACGGGCUACAAUGGUGUGUGCGUGUGCGGGGCAGCGGGGGGCGGGCGCGGGCAGCCGGCGCGCAUGGCGGCGCCAAUGAGGGAGGGCGCGCCGGCCGGCGGAGCUCGCCCCGCGCCCCACGCGCACCCCGCCAACUUCGAGUACGAUGACAACGAGUGGGACAUCGGCAUCGGCGACCUCAUCAUAGACCUCGAUGCCGACAUAGAGAAGACAGACGAGGCGGGCGGCAUGGCGGCGCGCGCCGAACCCGACGCACAGCGCACCGCGCUCAAGAUGAAGAUCAAGCGCACCAAGCCUGGCACCAAGAGCUCCGAAGCCAAACACGAGAUCGUCAAGUCGAACGAGAUGAACGGCGAACCUAAGGCGUCGGUGCCCGCGCAAGCCGCGCCGCCCGCCGCCGCCAAGCGCGGCUCCGGGGGGCACCGGAGAGACAAGGCGCGAGACAAGCACCACCACCCGCACCCGCCGCACGACGUCAACGGCGUGGCCCGCGUGCCGCCGCCGCCCAACGCGCCCGGCCCGCCCGCGCCGCCGCCGCACCCGUCCGCGCCGCCUGCGCCCGCGCCGCACGCCGCGCACGCUCCGCACGCGCCGCACGCCGCGCCCGCCAAGCCGGAGCCGCGGCCCGCGACCGCGCCUCGCCUAGACAAUAAGCCCCCCGCGCCUGCGCCCCCUGCGCCUGCCGCCCCCGCGCCCGCGCCCCCUCCGGCGCCCGCGCCUGUGCAGCAUCCGCCGCACGCGCAUCAUACCUCGCAUGCGACGCAUGCUCCCUCCACACCUUCCAAACCUGAACCUGAUGACUCGCGGCAAGAAAAUCACAGUUCGCAGCCGCCAGCCAAGAAACAAAAAACAGAACCUAAGGAAACUGCAGAAGUAUGCGUGGGCACGUCUGUGGGCACCAUCACGGAGCCGGACUGCCUGGGCCCCUGCGAGCCUGGGACCUCGGUCACGCUGGAGGGCAUCGUGUGGCACGAGACGGAAGGUGGUGUACUAGUAGUGAAUGUGACGUGGCGAGGGAAGACUUACGUAGGAACGUUACUGGACUGCACGCGACACGACUGGGCGCCACCGCGGUUUUGUGACUCCCCAACUGAGGAGUUGGAUGCACGGACGCCUAAAGGUCGAGCGAAACGUGGCCGCGGCGCAGCGCCGACCGACAUGACAAACUUUACCGAGACGCGGUCAUCGGUACACAGCAAGCUACGAAAUGGUGGCGCGAAGGGACGGAGAGCGUUGCCUUCUCCUACGCCGUUCACGCCACCGAGACCUGACUCCAAAAGAAAACGCACUUCGGAAGCUGAGGAAAGACCUCCAACGCCGAAAGCUAAACGUCCGCCUCCCACACCGUCUUCCCCUCCCCCUGAUCCCGUCCUCCUUGAAUGUCCAGAGCCGAAUUGUUCGAAGAAGUACAAGCAUGCGAAUGGCCUCAAAUAUCACCGGUCACACGCGCACGGCUCGCCCGACGAUGACGACAAGGACGGCUCUAGCUCCGAGCAAGAGGAGCCGGCAGCUGAGCCGGCGUCACCGGCACGACCGCCAUCCGCCCCGGCCACGCCCGCCACGCCGGUGAAGUCUCCCACGCCGGCCAAGUCGCCUGAAGCCAAGGUUGACAAGUCACCGGAGAAGUCUCCCGAGAAGCCAGAAGUGGACGCGGAGUCUCCGCAGCAGCCUCGGUUCGCUGAGGAGUUCAUAACGGCGUCUGAGCCUCCGCCCGUGGUGGACCGGCCGCAGACGCCGCCGCAGCCACCAGCCACGCCGCCUGACGCACUGCCCACGUUACAACCUACACAGUUUAAGGUGAAGCCUCGGUCAGCUCUGAUGGCGGAGGAGCGCAAAUCCACGGAGUCUCCGGCGGAGGAGUCUCCCGGCAAGAAGCGCGCGCGUCGCUCGCCGACGCCGGGCGUGCGGUCGCCGGCCUACUCCGACAUAUCGGACGACGCCGCGCCGCCCGACGCGCCUCCCGACGACCCUGCGCACAGGCCCUUCCCGGUCUACCAUCAGUUCUACGGGCAGCCGUCGUACAUGCCUCCCUCACAUCCUCCCCCUGUGCUUCCUCAGUCUUCCGACAAAGGCAAGGAGGAUCUCUCCAAAGGCGACCCUAAGGGUGAUCUCAAAGACGGCAAACCAGACAACGGACCUCAGAAAGUGUUACCACAGCACUUUUACCCUUACAAUUACGUUCCAAACUUCCCUUACAACGUGGAGCCCGGUGGGCCUCCACCAGGACCGCCCUUAGAAGACAAGAGCAAAGACAGUGACCGUUCGAAGACCACCCCUAGUCCGUUAGACAAGAGUAAGCAACAGCGACCCCCUGAUGGCAAAGAGAAUCCGGCUCGGCCGAAUGAUAACCACCAGAUAUUGAAGGAAAGCAUUGAAAUGAAGGCGCAGAUGGGCCCUUAUGCCUUCCAAAGACCUCCGCUUGGGAGAGACGAGGAAUUGAGAAGAUACUACAUGAAUUUUGAUCAAAGAAGAAAAGAAGGGGGCAACGAGUCGAAGCCCCCCGGGAUGGCGGCGGGGGCCAGCGGGCCCGCGGGGCCGGGGAGCCGCCCCCCGCCGCAGCCCGCGCACAAGCAGCCCCCCAAAGACAAGGACGAUAAGCCCAAAGAGGAGGUCAAGACGGAGCCUUUGCCGCCUGAUCAGCACUACCCACCCUAUGGCAGGGACCGAUACCCUAAGGUUAAGCAAGAAGGUCAGAAGCCGACAACAGAGACGCAAGGCCCGCCGCCGCCGCCGACCUCGCAGUACUACCUGCCGCCGUACAUGCAGCCGGGGCACUACGGCGCGCUGCCCUUCGACCCCAUGUACCGCGCGCCGCUCAGCCCUAUGCUGGUGAGCGGCUUCGGCGGCGGCUGGAGUGUCCCCCGCUACCACGCGCCCGAGGACCUGUCCCGCCCCGCCGGCGCCAAGCUCGACCUCAUGCCGGGCGUCGCCGGCCCGGGGGCGCAGCACCCGCCCAACUUCGCGUACGGCGGCGCUCCUCAUAAGAUACAUGAGUUGCAGGAGCACGCGAAGUCCCCGCAGAGCAAGCCCCGCGCGGAGGCGCCGAAGGAGCCCGCGCCGCCGCCGCGCUCGCCGCGCUCGCCGCCGCCGCAGCGCCACGUGCACACGCACCACCACACGCACGUCGGCCUCGGCUACCCGCUCUACCCGCCGCCCUACCCCGGGGCCCGAUAGCACGGGACGGACGAGCGGGCCAGCCCCGCCCGGCCCUAGCUAUCCGUAGAGAGAUGAUAGUCGAGGCGCUAUGUCAGAGACAGUAAUGGAAGAUUAUGUUUUGCAGCGGCGGCCGUGCUGGCCAGCACGCAGGCCGUAGUCAACUCGUUCCCGACGCCGCCCAAAUGAGAGCCGCCAUGACGCCCCGCGGGCCCCGAGCCGCCGCGAGACCGCCGCGCGUAGACGCCGCGGACGUACCGCGGACUGUAUCUCUAUGCCAGUAGCCAUAAUUUAAACACUGUGAUCUCGCGUAACCCACAAAUGUGUAUGUGAUGUGCGCUUUGAAUGUUAUAGAAUGUGUCCGGACCGAUAGUUACCUUUUAUAGUUGAAGAGUGUUGUGUUAUGUUGGACUCGUCGAUGGAUGUUGUGGGCUGCGGGCGGCGCGGACCUGCCCCCGUACGCCACGUUUCAUACGUUACUAGUGGAAGCACAAACUAGUUUUGUACAUAUUAGUGUUAUGUGUAAAGUACCCUACGAUUGUUAGUGUUCCAUAAGGGUUAUGUAAUAUAAACAUCGAAUUUUCCGAUUCUCCCUCUGGGCAUUGUACUGAAGUUUGAAGCCCCGUGUCUAAAAUUUAUAUCAUUGCGAAUACAGCCUAGUAAGAUCUUUAUUUAUGAUAUCUGCAUUCCACAAAACGAAAGCGAGCGUAUCUAGAUUUAAAGUAUAAUAUUAGUUAAGUUUUAAGUAAUCUAGUGUAAGUUUAAAGGCGUCAAUGUGAUCAUUACAAUAUGAGUCGUAGCGUGCACAAAUCGUACUCUGUCUCGAUAUAGUGAACAAUGACUUAUUAUUAUAUAACGUAGAGAGCAUCCUAUAGAUUCGUCGAGUGUUUCAACAUCGCUGUGCGUGUAUGUAUGUCAGGCUUUUAAUCAUAAAUAUUAAAAUCUCAUAGUCCGAUAUUUCUCAGUUACAAGAGAUUAGGGUUUCUGUACUGCACAAUAGAUAAGAGUGGCAUUCUCCUGUGUUCGACGACAAUAUUAUUUCCAUGCAUUUAACAUACCAUUGACUUCCUAUUAGAUUGACUCAACGGGAAUGUAAGCUAUUGUUUCGUAGUCUUCCAAUCGGUUAACGUGGGGAACUCUUAUUGUGUUGAUGCAUCUAUUUUGUAUUGAAUAUGUACUGAGGCGUUUGUUAUUUAAUUUGUAACUGUUCAGCCGGCGCGCGCGAGUCGCGGCACUUCUGUCGGCAUUUCACCUUCCUAGAGACAUUUGUAACACAAGAUUUAGACAAUUACAUUCAAUAUAUUAUUGUAUUGUAGUGAUAUGGUAUUAUUUUCAUGACAUUUUAGUAAAUGUACGCGCGUACCUGUUUCAUAUUAAAUUAACAAGAACAAUGUUUUGUAGAAAAUGCGGGGCCUAAAUACCAAUGUUUGUAUGGUAUAACCAAAUAAAACAAGUCUGCAAUGAAUAUUGGAUACCCAGUGACUUUCUAUCUCUUGUUGUAUACUGUGGCUUCUGAGCAAAUAUCUACUUAACUUUAUCAGAAUCUAAUUGUUCGGUUGAUUAUGAUUCAUCAAUGUGAUUGUUGAUUAAAAUAAGAGUGAUUAAUAUUUAGAUGAGAGGAAGAAAAAGCAAAUUGCAAAUUAAUCAUAAUCAACUAAUUUGGUUUCAGUAUAUCAGUAGGGAAAAAAUGUUGGAACAAGAAUUCUGUUAAUGUCUAUAAGUAUUUAAGCCAUAAAAAUGUGAAUUGGAUUUUUUAUUGAAUAAUAUCUUAAUUGCAUACUGACUCGUUAAAUGUAAGAAUGUGAAAGCUAUACCUGAAAGUACAUGAGCACUAGGUGUUCUGAUGUGUGGGCCGGCUAACAAGUACUGUAAAAGAUAACAAAAUAGUAAUAAUCAGUUGUGAUUACUUCUAUUUUGAGAUAUUACAUUGUAAUCAUGAUUAACUAGCCAUUGAAGUCUCAUGAACUCAGUAUCACUGCUCAAGUAUUCAGUUAAGGCUUGUAGCAGUAUGCGGUGUCGCAAUGCGAUGCGGUGUAGCAAAUAUAGGAUUUUAACAGAGAUGCGAUAAUUUAGCAAAUUGAGUGGGGCAUGCGAUGCACCGUAUAGUAAAUAUGAGCAGGAAGUUAGUGUUUGGUACCGUCGCCGGUACCAGGCGAGCAUGGCCGGCAGGAGCUGACGUGCCUCGCAGCGCUCGGUGCAUUGUCCUCGGACGCAUAGACUGAUCGAUGUUUCGUUUCGAACCCCGUUCAACCACGGAUAUUAUUACGCUUUCAUUCAUUGUGUACCAAUCGCAACUUGGUAUUACACUUGAUCAUUGUAUUUAUAAUGUAUCAAUAUAUAUAUAAAUGAACAUUUGUGUAUUUUUUUGAUGUAACUAAAGCCAAGUUUGAUUUUACUUAGAAAAGAAUUCGAGACGUUGAAAAAAGGAAUAAUAAAGAUAAAUUAUUUCUUAAAAAAA
Helicoverpa armigera (cotton bollworm) is the source of this 6179-nucleotide messenger RNA. Its product is annotated as zinc finger protein 608. Gene Ontology annotation, biological process: regulation of transcription by RNA polymerase II. Gene Ontology annotation, cellular component: nucleus. Bases 632 to 3742 code for a protein of 1036 amino acids. The transcript has 14 exons. NCBI's taxonomy places the organism in Eukaryota, Metazoa, Arthropoda, Insecta, Lepidoptera, Noctuidae. The record is from RefSeq and is a predicted model, not a curated record.